Molecule: messenger RNA, 1998 nt
Organism: Pipistrellus nathusii (Nathusius's pipistrelle)
Lineage: Eukaryota; Metazoa; Chordata; Mammalia; Chiroptera; Vespertilionidae
Source: the annotation of a GenBank genome assembly
AUGGCGGGGCUGGGAGGUACGCCGAUCCCCGACGGGGAGUUCACCGCCGCCGUGUACCGGCUCAUCCGGGACUCCCGCUACGCCGAGGCGGUGCAGCUGCUGGGCCGCGAGCUGCAGCGGAGCCCGCGGAGCCGCGCCGGCCUGUCGCUGCUGGGCUACUGCUACUACCGCCUGCAGGAGUUCCCCUUGGCGGCCGACUGCUAUGAGCAGCUGAGCCAGCUGCACCCCGAGCAGGAGCAGUACCGCCUGUACCAGGCCCAGGCCCUGUACAAGGCCUGCCUGUAUCCCGAGGCCACCCGGGUCGCCUUCCUCCUCCUGGACAACCCGGCCUACCACAGCCGGGUGCUCCGUCUGCAAGCCGCUAUCAAGUACAGCGAGGGCGACCUCCCCGGGGCCAGGAGCCUGGUGGAGCAGCUGCUGAGUGGGGAAGGGGGUGAGGACAGUGCUGGUGAGAACGAGUCAGAUAGCCAGGUCAACCUGGGUUGUUUGCUCUACAAGGAGGGACAGUAUCAAGCUGCAUGUUCCAAGUUCUUUACAGCCCUGCAGGCCUCGGGCUACCAGCCUGACCUUUCCUACAAUCUGGCUUUGGCCUAUUAUAGCAGCCGACAGUAUGCCUCGGCGCUGAAGCAUAUCGCUGACAUCAUUGAGCAUGGCAUCCGCCAGCACCCAGAGCUGGGUGUGGGCAUGACCACGGAGGGUAUUGAUUUUCGCAGUGUUGGAAACACUUUAGUUCUUCACCAGACUGCACUGGUGGAAGCCUUCAACCUUAAGGCAGCCAUAGAAUACCAACUGAAAAACUAUGAGGUGGCCCAGGAAACCCUCACUGACAUGCCACCGAGGGCAGAGGAAGAGUUAGACCCUGUGACCCUGCACAACCAGGCCCUGAUGAAUAUGGAUGCCAGGCCUACAGAAGGGUUUGAAAAGCUACAGUUUCUGCUCCAGCAGAACCCCUUUCCCCCAGAGACCUUUGGCAACCUGUUGCUGCUCUACUGCAAAUACGAGUAUUUUGACCUAGCAGCAGAUGUCCUGGCAGAGAAUGCUCACUUGACUUAUAAGUUCCUCACACCUUAUCUCUAUGACUUCUUAGAUGCCAUGAUUACUUGCCAGACAGCUCCUGAAGAGGCUUUUAUUAAGCUUGAUGGACUAGCAGGGGUGCUGACUGAGCAGCUUCGGAGACUCACUAAACAAGUACAGGAAGCAAGACACAAUAGAGAUGAUGAAGGGGUCAAAAAGGCAGUGAAUGAAUACGAUGACAUCCUGGAGAAAUAUAUUCCCGUAUUGAUGGCCCAGGCAAAAAUCUACUGGAACCUUGAAAACUAUUCAAUGGUAGAAAAGAUCUUCCGCAAAUCUGUGGAAUUCUGCAAUGACCAUGAUGUGUGGAAGCUGAACGUGGCUCAUGUUCUGUUCAUGCAGGAAAACAAAUACAAAGAGGCCAUCGGUUUUUAUGAGCCCAUCGUCAAGAAGCAUUAUGACAAUAUCCUGAAUGUCAGUGCUAUUGUGUUGGCUAACCUCUGUGUUUCAUAUAUUAUGACAAGUCAAAAUGAAGAAGCUGAGGAGUUAAUGAGGAAGAUUGAAAAGGAAGAAGAGCAGCUCUCCUACGAUGACCCAGAUAAGAAAACCUACCAUCUCUGCAUUGUGAACUUGGUGAUAGGCACACUUUACUGUGCCAAGGGAAAUUAUGACUUUGGGAUUUCUCGCGUUAUCAAAAGCUUGGAGCCUUACAAUAAAAAACUGGGAACUGACACCUGGUACUAUGCCAAAAGAUGCUUCCUGUCCUUAUUAGAAAACAUGUCAAAACACACGAUCAUGCUUCGUGACAAUGUUAUUCAAGAAUGUGUCCAGUUUCUAGAACACUGUGAAGUUUAUGGCCGGAACGUGCCUGCUGUUAUUGAACAGCCCCUGGGAGAAGAAAGAAUGCAUAUUGGAAAGAAUACGGUCACAUAUGAAUCCAGACAGUUAAAAGCUUUGAUUUAUGAGAUUAUAGGAUGGAAUAUGUAG